This is a messenger RNA of Camponotus floridanus (Florida carpenter ant), 2666 nucleotides long. RefSeq names its product sorting nexin lst-4 (gene SH3PX1). Gene Ontology annotation, molecular function: protein binding; phosphatidylinositol binding. The transcript is spliced from 5 exons. Gene Ontology annotation, biological process: endocytosis; endosomal transport; plasma membrane tubulation. Gene Ontology annotation, cellular component: plasma membrane; cytoplasmic vesicle. NCBI's taxonomy places the organism in Eukaryota, Metazoa, Arthropoda, Insecta, Hymenoptera, Formicidae. Bases 738 to 2345 code for a protein of 535 amino acids. The record is from RefSeq and is a predicted model, not a curated record.
CGAUUAAAAGUUUUGAAAAGUUUUGUUCCGUGUCGAACGAGUGACCGAGAAGGCGGAUCCGCGGAUCUGCCGGUUCUCGAUUUUGGGACGAGACAAAAUUCGCCGUGCGAAUAUCUGUCGCAAAAAAUUGUCCAUCAACAGCACUGUCAUCGUCAAUUGUGCAAUCGUCAUCAUGUUUAUUCAGCUGCGAUCCGUUCAUCGCGCGCGAUCGAUUUCACGUGUCCUGUCAACCGAAAAGACGAGCUUGUGAUAGCGGUGAAAAAAAGCAACGUCGAGAUCCGUGUCUUUCAGCUGCACCUCGUUACACUUUUGGUACUUGGAAUGAAACAUCUGUUCGAAACGAGAUAGAUGUAUGUAUAUAUUCGUGCUUUGUGACGAGAAAAAGCGAACGAGAGUGCAGCUGAUACGAUCGAAUCGGUAAAAAUAAGUACGUAGGAUUUGGCGGGAGAGAAAAGAGAAGAGAAGACAAUUUACAAAGUGGAAUGUAGAAGAGUGUAAUUAGAAUUAGGAGGAGCGAGUUCUCGGAGUACAGUCCGCUCCAGUUCGACAUUGGUAGUAUACCAGCAAUAAGCAGCCCUUCGAGGUGCAGUAAAGUAGGAGCGCGCAAAUGUCAGAUGGCUUAUGACGGCUACGAAGCGAGAGUAGGAAUGUGACGGGUGCAAUUUGGCGGCUUUUGAAUUUUCUCAGCAGAAGGACUCAAGUCCGCGCGACUCGCUGAGAAUCGUCAAUCGUGCACGAUGGAGGGCCACCAGGUAAGAGCGCUCUAUGACUUCGCGGGUGAGUCAGGAACGGCGGAAUUGUCUAUCACUGCUGGGGAGCUUUUGACUGUUAUACGAGACAAUGUAGGAGAUGGCUGGUGCGAGGGAUUUAAUCAGAGUGGACAAUCAGGCUUGUUUCCAGCGGCGUACGUUCAAGUGGUCGAACAAGCUGCAAUCUCUUCCAAUACUGUGGCAUUAUCCCAGCAAAGCUCUGGGGAUUAUUGGGACGAUGACUGGGAUGACGAUUCUGAAGUUGGACAAACACAGGCUUAUGUUCCACCUACGCAACAACAGCAGUCACAAAUUAUACUGCCACAGCAGAAUAGUGCUAGCGAAUAUGGCGAUCAAGUAUCAAUGCAUACUAUACAUUCUGUGAUACCAGACAGGCCUAUACCCAAUGUACCAAAGAAAAAUAACAAGUUUUCUACAUUGAUCAAAUCAGGAGAAGAUAGUUUCCUAAUGGGCACUAGAAUAGUGACUGUGCCUGAGAGCGAAAAAAUUUUUAUAGAAGAGGACGAAGUUGGCCGAUGCAAGUGGAUGCCGACCGGAGAAUCUUAUAGUUGCGUCGUCACAUCGCCUAAGAAGGAAUCCAAACUGAAGGGUCUCAAAAGUUUCAUCGUCUAUCAGCUAACUCCCACAUUCAACAACAUACAAGUCUCGAGAAGAUACAAGCACUUUGAUUGGCUACACGAGCGUUUAGAGGAAAAAUAUUGCUUCAUUCCUAUCCCACCUCUUCCCGACAAGCAAAUAUCCGGACGCUACGAAAAUGCGUUUAUCGAGCAUCGACGUACGCAGCUGCAAGAGUUUGUUGAUUACGUAUGUCGACAUCCCGUGCUGUCGCGUAGUCGUGUUUGGGAGCACUUUAUCACGUGUACGGAUGAAAAGCGAUGGAAGGCGGGAAAACGACAGGCAGAAAAGGACGAACUGUUAGGCGUAAAUUACUUUAACGCCAUUCAGUGUCCGGACACGUCUCUGGAUAUCAUAAAGAUGGAGAUUCAAACGGACGCCUUCGGUAAAUUUAUCAGCGGAUUAGAUCCGAUAGUGAAGAACUUUAUGGCCGUGGCGGCCGACCAAGCGAGGAAGCAUCAAGUGCUCUACAAAAGAGAAUUCCAAAAGAUUGGCCAAUCAUUUACGUCACUCGGCCACGCUCUGGAGGCGGAUGAUAACGGUCGUGGAAAGCUGACGCGCGCGUUGAAAGCUACCGGCGACGCUUACAACGAUAUUGGCAAGCUGUACGAAGAUCAGCCCAAAUUCGAUUGGGAGCCAUUGGCUGAUAAAUUUCAUAUUUAUCGCGGUAUUAUUAGCAAUUUUCCGGACGUUAUCAGCAUUCAUAAGAGCGCUGUGCAAAAACGAAAGGAUUGCGAUCGAUUGGUCAGCGAACACAAGAUGGAACCGCAGCAAUUACGCGAGCUUUCACAUCGAACUGACGUAAUAGCCCGCGCGCUAAUCGCCGAGGAAACACAUUUUCAAACGGAACGCGAAGUACAUAUAAAUAAAGCUGUAAAGACACAUCUCAGGGAACAAAUCACCUUCUAUCAAAAAAUAGUCGAUAAACUACAGGAGGCGUUAAAUGCGUUUGAUGAAUAAUACUCGAACAAUUGUCAUAAUCUGCCUAAGUAAUAUAAAAUCUGAUCGCUCUAAAGCCGGUUAAAAUCAUUGCUCACAGACAGGUACUCCGAGUACGAUCAUGAUGAAUAUGCCAAAUGCACAUAAUUUCACAGUGAGAUAUGUACAUACAUUAAAUAUGUAUUAAUUACACCACAGCAGUCGAAUAGUUAAACUAGAUAAUAUGAAUAAUUGCAAAAUUGCUAUACAUAAUUGUCAGUAUAGUCAAGUGAUCAUCUCAAGAUUGAUAAAUAAUUGGAAUUGAUAUACAGUUAUGCAAUAAUCAUUGAUAUAUUAUGACAA